Molecule: messenger RNA, 6258 nt
Organism: Oreochromis aureus
Lineage: Eukaryota; Metazoa; Chordata; Actinopteri; Cichliformes; Cichlidae
Gene: megf10
Product: multiple EGF-like-domains 10
Exons: 26
Coding region: 134-3508 (1124 amino acids)
Molecular function (GO): protein binding; scavenger receptor activity
Source: RefSeq, a predicted model, not a curated record
AGAAGAACUCCACCUUCCCGGGUAUAGAAGCCGCCCAUGUCUCAUACGCAGCCUGUGCUCGAGACGUCAGGACGGACCGACAGCCGUGUUAUGAUCGUGCUUUGCUCAUAGAGAAGGUGCAGCCCUCACAGAGAUGACUACAUCACUGUUGCUCCACAGGACAGUCUUGCUGACUGUAGUCUUCUGUAACUUGCCUUGCAUCGCUUCCUCCCUCAACCUGGAGGAUCCCAAUGUCUGCAGCCACUGGGAGAGUUACUCUGUGACAGUGCAGGAGUCAUAUGCCCAUUCUUUUAAUCAGAUUUAUUACACCAGCUGCACUGACAUCCUCAACUGGUUUAAGUGCACCAGACACAGGAUGAGCUAUAAAACAGCAUAUCGUAGUGGGAACAAGACCAUGUACCGGAGGAAGUCUCAGUGCUGCCCAGGCUUCUAUGAGAAAGGAGAGAUCUGUGCUCCUCAUUGUACAGAGAGCUGUAUUCAUGGUCGUUGUAUGGCACCCAACACCUGCCAGUGUGAGCCAGGCUGGGGGGGCUCCAAUUGCUCGAGUGCUUGUGACAGUGAUCACUGGGGUUCCCACUGCAGUAACAGAUGUCAGUGCCAGAAUGGAGCUCUGUGUAACCCUAUCACUGGAGCUUGUAUCUGCAGUCCUGGAUACAGAGGUUGGCGCUGUGAGGCGUCGUGUGAAGUAGGCACCUAUGGGAAUGGAUGCCAGCAGAAAUGCCAAUGCCAGAAUGGUGCUGCCUGUCAUCAUGUGACCGGAGAAUGCAAGUGCCCACCAGGAUACACUGGUGCUUUGUGUGAAGAACUCUGUCCACCAGGUAAACAUGGGCAGCAAUGUGAGGAGAGAUGUCCAUGUCAGAAUGGAGGAGUGUGUCACCAUGUAACCGGAGAGUGCUCCUGUCCAGCAGGAUGGAUGGGAACAGUUUGUGGGCAGCCAUGUCCAGAAGGGAGAUUUGGAAAAAACUGUUCCCAGGAAUGUCAGUGUCACAACAAUGGCGUUUGUGUGUCAUCUACUGGACAGUGCGUCUGUAGCCCUGGAUACACAGGAGAACGGUGCCAGGAUGAGUGUCCACUCGGUACUUAUGGUGCUGGCUGUGCAAAGAUAUGUAAUUGUAAAAACAACGGCAAGUGCUACCACAGCAAUGGAAUGUGUCUUUGUGAGCCAGGAUACACAGGAAAGACAUGUGAUGUCCGACUGUGUCCUGAAGGAAUCUACGGCCUGCGUUGUGAUAGGAAAUGUCCGUGCUAUGUCCAGAACACUCAUGGCUGCCACCCAAUAUCAGGGGAGUGCACAUGUUUGCCUGGUUGGUCAGGUCUCUACUGCAAUGAGACGUGCACUCCAGGAUUUUAUGGCGAGUCCUGUCAGCAGGUGUGCCAGUGCCAGAAUGGUGCUGAUUGCCACAGUGUGACUGGAGAGUGUAUCUGUGCUCCAGGCUUCACGGGUCCCGUAUGUUCAGUCCCAUGCCCAGCAGGAACAUUUGGUGUGAACUGCUCCUCCAGCUGUAACUGUAAGAACAAAGCUAAGUGUUCCCCCAUAGAUGGAUCCUGUUCCUGUAAACCAGGGUGGCAUGGGUUAGAUUGCUCCAUAAACUGUCCCAGUGGCACCUGGGGUUUGGGAUGUGAUUCCACAUGCAUGUGUGGGAACGGAGGAGCAUGCAACCCACUGGAUGGUCACUGUACCUGUGCUCCGGGCUGGAGAGGAGAGAGAUGUGAACUCCACUGUCAGGAUGGUACCUAUGGUCUGGAUUGUAAAGAACGCUGUGACUGCAAUCAUGCUGAUGGAUGUCACCACGCUACUGGUCACUGUCGCUGUUUGGCUGGAUGGACGGGUAUCCACUGUGACAGUGUGUGUGCAGAGGGCCACUGGGGUCCAAACUGCUCCCUCCCCUGUAACUGUAAGAAUGGAGCAUCCUGCUCUCCAGAUGAAGGAACCUGUGAGUGUGCUCCAGGAUACAGAGGCCCAACCUGUCAGAGAAUCUGCUCGCCAGGUUAUUUUGGUCAUCACUGCAGUCAGACCUGUCCACAAUGUGUCCAUAGUAAUGGACCAUGUCACCACAUCACAGGACAGUGUGAAUGUCUCCCAGGCUUCAAGGGAGCACUGUGUAAUGAGGUGUGUCCCAGCGGUCAUUUUGGGAAGAAGUGUGCCCAGAGCUGCAGCUGCACAAACAAUGGAACCUGUCGUCCUAUUGAUGGCUCCUGUCAGUGUUAUCCAGGAUGGAUUGGCAGUGACUGCUCUCAAUCUUGUCCACCUGGUCACUGGGGACCCAACUGCAUCCAUACAUGUAACUGCCACAAUGGAGCAUACUGCAGCGCUUAUGAUGGAGAAUGCAAGUGCAGCCCAGGAUGGACUGGCCUCUACUGCACACAGCGCUGUCCAUUGGGUUUCUUUGGGAAGGACUGUUCUCAGACUUGUCGAUGUAGGAAUGGAGCCGACUGUGACCACAUUUCUGGACAGUGCACAUGUCGAACUGGUUUCAUGGGGAAAUACUGUGAUCAAAAGUGUCCUCCUGGUUUAUAUGGUUAUGGUUGCCAUCAGGUCUGUGACUGUCUAAAUAACUCCACUUGUGAUCACAUGACUGGUUCGUGUUACUGCAAUUCAGGUUGGAAGGGAGCUCGAUGUGACCAAGCUGGUGUGAUUGUGGUGGGCAGCCUCAACACUUUGACUAGUGCAGCGAUGCAUGUAGACACUUACCAGAUUGGAGCCAUUGCGGGAAUCAUUAUCCUUGUGCUGCUUGUGCUCUUCCUUCUGCUCCUCUUCAUUAUCUUCAGGAAAAAGCAGAAGGGCAAAGAGCCCACCAUGCCAUCUGUGACUUACACUCCUGCUGUGAGUGUUGCUGCUGAUUACAAUAUAACAGGUGGUCAUCCAGCAACAUGUGAGCCCCAUCUAAGCAAUUAUUUCUCCAACCCUAGUUACCAUACUCUGACCCAGUGCAUCAGCCCCCAGCGUGGUCCAAAUGGAAAGGUCAAGAACAACCAGGUUUUUGUAAACGUUAAAAAUAUGGAUCAGAGAAAAUGUGCUCUUCUUGUUGAUCAUACUGGCACACUACAUGCAGAGUGGAAACAUGGGGACUGCUUAAAUCAACUGGGAGCCUGUGGAGGUGAUAGAAGUUACAUGGAGAAAUCUUUAAGAGAUCUGAUGAAGGGCACACCCUAUCAUGCCAGCUCCUGUUCGCUCAGCAGCUCUGAAAACCCAUAUGCCACAAUAAAGGAUCCUCCCAUGCUGAUAACCAAAAACACAGAAUGUGGCUAUGUGGAAAUGAAAUCACCAGCUAGGCGGGAUUCACCAUAUGCUGAGAUUAGCAACAGAAGCCCAACCAAUAACCAGAAUGUCUAUGAAAUUGAUUCAACGGUAAGCACCAUCCAGUCCACAAGAGAUAGCAGUGGCCAUGUGAAGUUCGGGCAGGAUCCAUAUGAUUUACCAAGAAACAGCCACAUCCCCUGCCAUUACGAUAUCCUGCCAUCCAGAGAGAGUCCUUCCUCAGAGCUCAAGAAGCUGGACAGUGAAUAAUCCCACAGAAACUCUGAACCAAAAUUAGGCCUUACCACAAGGCUGUAGCUUCAGCACUGUGUCUUCUACAAACUGGCACACUUUGUACUCAUAAAAUGCUAGUCCUUAUGUGUUAUUUUACAAUAUUACUAUAACUAUGCAUUAUGACUACAAGUUGGAUAUAUACAAUUGUGGUCAAAAGUUUCACUCGUCAUUGUAAUUAUGGUCUUUUAAUUAUUUCUUUGAGCUAUCCUUUUUCAAGGGUAAAAUUGUCAUACAGCAUAAAUCUUUAAUGACUUUAAAAACAAGAUGUUGGUGCACAAGUUUGUAUUUAUUUGGAAUUUUCUCAGAUUCACACAAGGUCAAAAUUAUACAUACAGGAUCAAAUAUAUAAACCUCCUUACCAAGUAACACCUUGACCAUUUAAAUUGGUUGGUUUCCUGGUACAGAACUGGCUUUUAUGUUUAGUCCACUGUUUUCAAUAGGGUUGAGUUUGGGGCUUUGAAAAGAUCAUUCCAGAAGCUUUGAUGGAGUUCUGAAGCGGUUUUGUUUGGGAUCAUUGUCUUGCUGACAUACCCAGUGGAAUGUUGUGAGGGCGAUAGCUGAAGCAAAAACUCACGAGUGGGAGCAGUUUGGUCAGGCCACAGAAACAGACUUUCCAUCAGCAUUUUUGGGAAACCGCCAGUUGGGGAAAGUUUUACUUUACUCAUAUUAGUAUAGUGUGGGUGGGUUGACUUCAACAGGUUAUGUGACAUAGUCGGGUGGUAAGAUACCUUCCUUGGUGGCCAGACCGCCAGGAUGGAUGAGGUUUGCAGUGAGUUCUUAAAGGCCCUGGGUAUGGUAGGGUUGUCCUGGUUGACUUGCCUCUGCAAUGUUGCAUCGAGAUCUGGGGUGGACUGACAGACCCAUGGUGGCCCCCACGUUUAAGAAGGGAGACUGGAGAAUGUGCUCCAACUACAGGGGUUCAGGCCCACUAGGAAGAUCUAUGGCAGGGUACUGGAGAGGAGUGUCUAUAAACUAAAUCUUGGAUGCAGGAGGAAAAGUGAGGUUUUUGUCCUGGUCAUGGAAUGCUGAACCAGGAGUUUGCCUAACCAUUUUACGUGUGUUUUGAGGACUUGGGGAAAGCAUUUCACAGUAUCCCUCAGAAUGUUCUGUGGCGGGUGCUUUGGGAGUAUGGGGUAUACAAGGGGAGGGGAGAAGCUGGUCUGGGAACGCCUCAGUGUUCCCCUGGAUAAGCUGAAGGAGUUGACUGAGAAGACGGAGGCAUCCUUGCUAGGGCUGCUACCUCCACAACCCUAGAUAGCACUAGAUAAGGGGUGAUGUGGAUAGUGACACUAAUAUUCCAACUGUUUCCAGUUUAUGGCAGGUUUGUGUUUGGUGGCUCCUGAGUUUUUCAUGAACAUUCUAACCAAUUUCAUUUCCUCUGAAGAUGACAGCUUGGGUCUUUGGUGGUUACACAUCGAAAUGAUUUGAAUUUACCUAUUGUUGUUUGAAGCAAUAAUCUUGAAACCUGCAGUUAUUCAAAAAUGACUCCAAAGAUCUUUCCAACUUGUUUCUCCUCCUUAGAUAUUGAAUACGUUUAUUGGUUUUCCCCAUUUGUCUCAGUAUUUUGUAGCCCAAUGAGUACAAAUUCUUUUUGCGCUAUCAAAGAGAAAUUACCUGUUGUAGGUCAAUUAUGAUGACCAACAAGAAUUUAAUUGGCCUUUGACUUGCCAAUUUAAAAAAGCAUUGUAGAACCUUCAGCACCACUUUUGUAGUUUGUAUGGUACCUGCAUGCGUGUAUGCAUGCCAGACAAUGUGAAGGCACGCUCCUAAUGAGACAGCAGAUGGUGUUCUGAGGAACCUCCUCCUGCAACUUGGUAACAGGGAAUAGACUGAAACAUAUUGUCCAAAAGGUUUUAUAUUGGACGUACGUCAAGCAAGCAUGGGGGCUUGUCACUGGUAUCAAUUCUUCCAUCCUCCAGGAACUGCCUGCAUACUCGCACCAAAAUGAGGCUGGGGAUUGUUGUUAGAAAAGGGGGCACACAGGGGUCCUACAUUGCAACAGUGCAGGGUUGGACAAUGGAUCCCAAGAUUUCACCUUAAUACCUAAUGGCAGUUAUGGUGCUGUUGCCUAGCCUGCAGAGGUCUGCGCAUCCCUCCAGGGAUAUGACUCCUUAAUACAAUCACUGACACACACCCCAGUGUUACAGGUAGCAGCAUAAUGUUCACAUCUACUCAGGGUGAACCUGCUCUCAUCUGUUGGAGUUGGUCUACCUGUAUAAACUCUGUAGGAUUCAAAUAUCACCUCAUGCGACCAAUAAUGACACGAACCACAGCCAAAUGCAAAGCUAGGGAAAAAACAGUCAAAAGUUAAAAAAAAGAUCUGUGGCCUCCACCUGUAAAACCAUUCCUGUUUUGAGGUUUCAAUGUUGUCUUUCUAGUGCACCUGAAACCGAUUAACAACUCCCUCUGCUACUUCAGUGACCGGAUCAAUAUGCGAUAUACGAUAUACAAUAUGUGAUUUACAAUAUAAGUGGAAAUGAUGUGUUGCUAUACUCUCAAGUGUUCCUUUAUUUUUUUUUCCGCAGUGCAUUUCAGCCUAUAUGUAUAAUUUAAUCCUGUGUGGAUUAGAGAAAUCCAAAAUAAAUUCUUUCAGGGUUUUUCUAUUCAUUAAAGAUGUAUGCUGUGUAAUCAUUUCACCCUGGAAGAUUCAUUUAAAGAAAUUAAAAGCACAAAAUUACCAUGACAUUCAUGGCAAUGAUAAGUGCAUGUAAAUUUCUGGCCUCAAC